Messenger RNA from Psilocybe cubensis, 801 nucleotides. RefSeq lists its product as uncharacterized. Bases 1 to 801 code for a protein of 266 amino acids. NCBI's taxonomy places the organism in Eukaryota, Fungi, Basidiomycota, Agaricomycetes, Agaricales, Agrocybaceae. The transcript has 7 exons. Gene Ontology annotation, molecular function: heme binding; oxidoreductase activity, acting on paired donors, with incorporation or reduction of molecular oxygen; iron ion binding. The record is from RefSeq and is a predicted model, not a curated record.
AUGGAGAAAGAGGGCUCUGCAACAGUCGACCGACCACGCAGUAUCGCAGCUGGCGAGACACUCUCUGGGGGGAUGAGGAUGGUUAUGACGCCUAUUGGCGAGCAGUUCCGCAAGUUACGCAGAGCGAUGCAUUCGCAUCUCCGUCCACAGGUAGUUCCAGAUUACACGCCCAUUCUAGCGCGUAACGCAAAGCGGCAUCUCAUUGACAUUAUCAAUGACCCUUUCAACCACCAGGGCCAUGCUAAACGAUAUGCCGCCUCUGUCGUGAUGGAAAUUGCCUACGGAAAACAGCCUAAGCUAUACACCGACCCAGAGAUCUUAGCUAUCAACGAAUGUUCUAGGAGAUUAGGCUUGAACUUGCGACCCGGAAUAUAUAUUCCGGGAUACUUGAAAGAGCUACAGGAUGCCCAUAUUGACGAGCUGGCGCUGUUUAAACGACUUCUGUAUGAAGUCAAAACAAAAAUGGAAUCCAAAUCAGAUGUGCCUGAAUCCUUCAGCAAGUACCUCAUUGAACGACAACCUGAGCUCGGGCUAUCCGAUUCCGAGAUGGCUUAUCUCGCCGGGAGCAUGUUCGGUGCGGGGUCAGAUACGACGGCGUCAGCCAUCAGCAUCAGCAUCAUCGCCGCCGCGUGCUAUCCCGCAGCGCAGAAUCGUGUGCAGGACGAGCUGGAUGCAGUGAUUGGCCGAGAAAGAGCUCCUACGUCCGCCGACCAGGAUAUGCUCCCACAGACGAUGGCGUUUGUGCUGGAGACGUUCAGAUGGAGGCCUGUUGCUCCAGGAGCAGAAUUACCUGAUUCCUAA